Molecule: messenger RNA, 2922 nt
Organism: Phaedon cochleariae (mustard beetle)
Lineage: Eukaryota; Metazoa; Arthropoda; Insecta; Coleoptera; Chrysomelidae
Source: the annotation of a GenBank genome assembly
AUGUUUGUGAAGCCUCAAGAAGUUUUGAUAGCCAAUGCAUUUUGGGAAACGGAAAAAACUUCAAUUUACUUUGUUUUACAACACAGAAAAGGACAUGGAAAUUCCAAAGGUAUUUCAUCACUACUUGUGGGAACCAUGGAUAGCAUUUUUGAUACUAAACCAGCACCUUACAGAAUUUUGCAUCAAACUCCUACAUCAGAAUUAUAUUACUUGGUGGCUUGUUCGCUGACAAGAAAAGAAAUACUGGAAGACUGGGAAUGGCUUUUCAGUAAUGUCUGUGAAACAUUACAUUGCUUUGACAGUGAAGAUGAUAUAACAGAAUUUGUCAUGUGUAAAAUAGAGUCUGUGAUUGCAACACGCCAUGAAAUUGAAAUUGAUGAUGAAGAUACAACAUCUUUCAAAGUAACAUCAGAGAAAUUCCAUAGACUUUUCAAUCUACCAAAAGAUGAAAAAUUGGUCAAUUAUUACUCCUGCAGUUAUUGGAAAGGAAAAAUUCCACGUCAAGGCUGGAUGUAUUUGUCCAUAAACUAUUGUUGUUUUCAUGCGUUCAUCCUCGGUAUCGAUACGAAAGUUUGCGUUAGAUGGUCGGAAGUGAUGAGUUUGGACAAAAGAAACAGCCUUAUUCUUCCAGACUCCAUGCAACUUGUCACGAGAGAGAAAGUGUACAACUUCAGUAUGUUCCUGAGCAGGAAUGAGACGUUUUCGCUGAUGGAACAACUCGUCGAUUUAGCUAUGAAAAGGCUUAUUGACGACAAAAGAAGUUAUAGUGAAGAUAAAGAAUUGUUGAACAAGCUGAGUAAGAACGUCCCAAAAAAAGCGUCUUUUCUGAAAAGAGACCUAGACGCCAGGGCUCAGUCGGAAGCUUAUAGACUGAUGUUCAGAUUGCCAUCGACAGAAAAAUUGGAUGGUUCUAUAGAUUGUACAUUACUUACACCAUAUAACAAGAAACAUGUGAGCGGAAGGAUUUUUCUCUCACAAAAUUACAUUUGCUUCGAGAGUAGGGUGAAAGCGCAAGUCAGCCUAGUCAUACCGUUAAGAGAUGUAACCCUUGCUGAAAAAAUAGAGACGAACAUGUUGAACCAGUCUUUGGAUAAAGCCAUAAUAAUCACGAUGAGUGAUACCCUCAACCGGACGAAUUUCAUAUUUGCUCAAAUCCUCGACAGGGAAUUUCUGAUCGAGAAAAUCUCGGAAUUAUUGUCGAAGACAAAGGGUUCCAAAACGAAAGAAUUGAACGAUUAUGCUCACUCCAGGAAACCCGAGCGAAUAUCCAAAACCGGUGACAGUUGGAAGCCGCAACAAGCCCUCAUGAAACUGUUCCCGCUCAGUCCCAUUCCCGACGUCAACAAAAAGCAGGAGGUGAAAGCUAGAGAGUGGGAGGAGCACUUCAACGUGUACGGACGUGGCGUGUCGAUGUACAGGACGACCGAAGUGGCAGGGCUCGUUCUGCAAGGCAUACCCGACCACCUCAGGAUGGAUAUCUGGAUGUCCUUUUCAGGCGCUGCCAACGAAAAGUCGGCCCACCCGAACUACUACCGCACUACGGUCGAGAGGGCGCUGGUGCAGCAGUCGACAGCCAACGACGAGAUCGAAAGAGAUUUGCACCGGUCACUGCCCGAGCACCCCGCCUUCCAGAGCGCCGUGGGAAUCGACGCGCUGCGCAGGGUGCUGUGCGCGUACGCGCUGCACAACCCGAGCAUCGGUUAUUGCCAGGCCAUGAAUAUCGUCGCUUCCGUCCUGUUGAUAUAUUGCAACGAAGAAGACGCUUUCUGGCUGCUGGCGACCCUUUGCGGAAAUUUACUGCCCGACUAUUAUAAUACCAGGGUCGUAGGGGCUGUUGUUGAUCAGGGUAUCCUAGACGAGCUCACCUUCGAAUAUUUACCUAAUCUACAUGAUAAGCUCAACCAAUUAGGUAUGACAAAUAUGAUCUCCCUCUCGUGGUUCCUCACUAUAUUUUUAUGUGUGAUGCCGUACGAAAGCGCCGUCAACAUUAUGGACUGUUUUUUCUACGAUGGCGCCAAAGUGAUCUUCCAAGUCGCAUUGAUGUUGUUGGAAUGGAACCAAGAAGAUCUUUUGCGCUGCAGAGAUGAAGGGGAAGCCAUGCAACUUUUAGCAAAAUAUUUGAUGGGCGUUUUCAAUGAUGAAGGACGAGGUGCAAUCAGAAACAAAAGUUAUGACGAUCAAAUAAGGAGCAUAUCAGUUCAAGUGUUGGUAUACGAGGCGUACAGGAAGUACGGAUCCCUGACGACGGGUCAAAUCGAAAGGUUGAGGCUGAAGCACAGACUGAAAGUGGUGCAAGAGCUGGAGGAUACGUGCGAGAGGAACGUGUUGAGGUGUGUCUCGGGCGAUGGAUUUUUCACCACCGAAGAAUUACAGGAUCUGCUGGCGCUAGUUAGGGAAGAAAUAAUCAGGGAAAAGAAAUGCAUUCCAGAUAAACAUGAUCCAUCGUUGCAGCCCUACGAAGCAUACAAAGUCGAUUUCGACUAUUUCAAAAUAUUGUUCGCGGCACUGUCACCUUGGGGAAAGGGGGAGACCGCUGAAUCGUUGGCCGCAAGAAUAUUCAUGCUGAUGGACCAGAACCGCGACGGCUUCCUGAACUUCCGCGAGCUAGCAACCGCCCUCGGCCUUACUUGCGCCGUCGACGCGGCCCACCGGCUCAAGCUGCUCUACGCCGUCCAUCUGCCGCCGCUUCUGCACAUGGCGGACAUCGAGGCGCCUGCGCGGCACGAGAGCGGCGCCGAGAUAGCCGCUGAAGCGUCAGAAUUCUUCACCGGCGUCGAGGAGAGCGUCGGAGAGACUCUGAAUGAGGAGCUGGAGUCUCCAGGGAUAGCGCCGUUUCAGUGGCAGAUCGUCUUGCCUCACGUGCUUCUUUAUGGGUCGUCCGCAACAGUCCACUUCUUCGCAAAUCUGGCCCUUGGCCCUUAA